ACAGUGAAUACUUUUCUAGAGCUCACAUUUUCAAACCAGUCUUGAGUGAUACAAAGCUUGCAGCUUGGUCCAAGAAGGUAUUUCUGGGACCAAGCUGGUUUUUUCUAGAGUACAUACAAAGCUUGCAGCUUGGUCCAAGAAUAUAUUUCCGGGACCAAGCUGGUUUUUUCUGGAGUACCUUGGCCAAGGACUUGCACAUGGUUUUCACUGGGUUUAUAUACAAAUAUAAAAAUGAUUUAAUCCAUAAUAUUGUAAAUAAGGGUACAUAUGAUAUGUACUAUAGUUAUCUUCAUCUUCAUCAGUCUCAUUCUCUGCAGUAUUGGAGCACCUGAAAAAUGUAACCAUACUUUGAACAAAUUUUUAAUUUAUAGCAAACCUCAGCUUCAG
Messenger RNA from Owenia fusiformis, 387 nucleotides. NCBI's taxonomy places the organism in Eukaryota, Metazoa, Annelida, Polychaeta, Sabellida, Oweniidae. The record is from the annotation of a GenBank genome assembly.